GGCGGAGGGAGGGAGGGACGGAGGGAGGAAGGGAGCCCUCGGUGCGGCCCUGCUCCGCCUCUGCCCCGCUUUCCGGGAGCGGCCCGCACAGCAGCGCCGGGGCCGGGCGGCGGAGGCGGCCCUCGCCGCGCCGCGGCCAUGGAGCCCAACCAGCUGCGCCUUUCCGCGGCCGCACGUGGCCAUGGAGGCUAUGAUUCUGAUUUUAGUGAUGAGGAGAGUGGAGAGACGUCUCUGCAAAAGACUAAAAGAACACAGGAAGAUGCCCUUCUGAUAAAGCCAUUCCAAAAAGCAAAACAAGGCAGUGUGGUUCACAGACAAUUUGCAGCUGAAGAAUGUGAUAGGGAAGAAGCAAGAAAAAGAAGAUUUCACUUGAUAUCGAUGGAUGCUUAUGAAAGACAUAAAAAGUUUGUGCAUGACUACAUUUUAUACUAUGGUGGCAAAAUAGAGGAUUUCCGAAGAUCUGGAGCAAAUGACAAGACGGAUCUUGAUGUUAUUAGAGAAAACCAUAGGUUCCUGUGGAAUGAAGAAGAUGAAGCAGACAUGAAUUGGGAGAAGAGGCUUGCAAAGAAGUAUUAUGACAAAUUGUUCAAAGAAUACUGUAUAGCAGAUCUCAGCAGAUACAAAGAGAAUAAGUUUGGAUUUAGAUGGCGACAUGAGAAAGAAGUAAUUUCAGGAAAAGGUCAGUUUUCCUGUGGAAAUAAACACUGUGAUGAGAAUGAAGGCCUGAAGAGCUGGGAGGUGAAUUUUGGUUAUGUUGAACAUGGCGAAAAGAGGAAUGCACUUGUGAAAUUGAGACUGUGUCCAGAAUGUUCCCACAAACUAAACUUCCAUCACCGGAGGAAAGAAGUCAAAACAUGCAAGAAAAGAGGCACAGCUGCACAGAACUCUAAAGAGCCAAAAAAUAAGAAGACAAAAUUAUCUCGUUCAGCAAAAAAGAAGUCCAAAAAAAAGACCCAUAAAGAUCAGGUAUCUUUAGAUGAUUCAGAUAGUUCUGAUAAAGACUCAGAUAAUAGCAGUGCAGAAGAUGGUCCUUCAAAAGCUGACACUCGGAAAGGUUCUCUACGAGAAGCAGAUAAAAAAUCACGGGAAGAGGAAUUUGAUGAGUAUUUUCAAGACUUACUUCUCUAAAACUUGCAAUUGGUGUAGGCUGAUUUUCUUCAUGAGUUGUCAAGAUGGAAGUCUGGAAAUCCAGUCAUAAUUUUCCAGAGACCUCUAUCUGCCAGCACACAUUUUCUACAGUCACUCAUAUGGACCAUUUGGGUGGAUUGUCAUUGUAGAAGGUUUCAAAACUAAAAACUCAAUUUCUUGUAGUGUACUCUGCAUACUCUUGAAACAAGAGAAAUUAUUUUUUCAGUUCAGGGCAGAAUAUAUAUGGCACUCAAACUUAAAAAACCAAGAAUAUAGUUUAUUUAUGUUAAAACAAGGGAUUUCACUGCUUUUAUUUUAUCCCAAACUUCAGUUAUUCCGAGAUUUUUGUAAAGGAGCAUUUUGUAAGAUUCUGUGAGUAGCUUAAAGCCAUAUACUUUAAUAUAUUUAUAUUUUUAAUUUAUUAAACAAGAAUUAAUAGCUUUAAAUUUAUUGGUUACUUAGACUUCAAUAUUUGGGUAUUAGUCUCUAAAUAUUUUCAAAUGCUAUUGGAGAAGUUCAAAUUUUGUCAAAUAUGUGUUCUACUUGAAUUAAGUAAACUGUAUCUGAAAUCUUUCCUACACCUUUAAAAAGUUCAGUUUAUUGUGACUUUCUUCUAAAUUUUAGUUGUAAAGUGAUAUGUCUUACAAUUCCACCUAUAAAAAUUUGGUUGGUUGGUGAAAUUUUUGGUGUAAAAAAUAACGUGUGGCUUUCUACUGAAGAUGUACGUGGCUUUUAUGUUACCUGUGCCUUCUGAUCUCCUUUCCAUUGACUGAACAUUAAUCCUUCUUUCACGUGUAAUCCUAAAUAUACAAAUAAAGCAUGUGUAUUGCUUGAGAAACUUACUGGAUUCAUCUUCUUUGAGUUGCAACACAUCUUUAAAUAUUCAUUUGGUCAUGUUUCCAAAGAAACAGUCUGCACGUGAAUAGGUACCAUGCCUAUAUUUUUUCUGUUUGGUGAAAAUUACUUUGGAUACAAAGGUCAGACUUUUUAAAAUUAAGUUUUCAUGUUAAUCUGAGGAAGUUAAUGUUUAUAAAAUAUAUUUUUGAUGAGUACUUCUCACUGUAGGUAUAGAAAGUAUUUAUUUCUAGUAAGUAUUGAUGUGGACAAUGUAACAGCAGAGAUAGUUGUAGUGUAUUUAUGAACAUUUCACAUGCAUUCAUAUGAAUAAGUUGAGAACUCUAUUUACAAGUAUUACUUAACAUAAUUACAUUUUAAACAUUUUGUACUUACAUAAUAGAUGACAGUACAAGGACAUAUUUAGGGCGUCCUUGAGUAAGAAAUAAACGUAUCCUUGCAUGAAGGCUUCUUUAGGUAAGAAGGUGGAUUUAAAGGUUAAUUCUCUGUCAUCUUGCGUCUUGCGAGCUUGGCUGAGAGUCAAAUCCAAUCUGCAGCAAUCUGCUUAAACGUGUGCAACUUGCCCAAAGGGGCUUUUGUCGACUGCGUUGCUAUAUUUGUUGCUUCAAGUAUUGCAUAUUAAGUAUGUGUUCUGAAUAACUAGCUUCUCCUUGGGUCUUUAAAAUACAGUUAUAAAAGUU
Molecule: messenger RNA, 2663 nt
Organism: Poecile atricapillus (Black-capped chickadee)
Lineage: Eukaryota; Metazoa; Chordata; Aves; Passeriformes; Paridae
Product: protein FRA10AC1
Exons: 14
Coding region: 139-1128 (329 amino acids)
Biological process (GO): dephosphorylation
Molecular function (GO): phosphatase activity
Source: RefSeq, a predicted model, not a curated record